UCCUAUCAAGGUGCCUGAGACGAGUAUUCUCACGACGCACACGUGUUUUGCUUGUGUGCGUGCUGUCGUUCCAAUGUGCCGGUCGCCGUGGCGUAGGCAAAGCGUUUAUAGUUCGCUGUAGUUGCUCGGUUUUACUGAAGCAUGAAGGGGAAGAAGUCAAGAGGGCCCAGAAAGAAGCAUGACGCGAAACCGCGUAAGAAACAGCAGCCCGCAGAGGCUGCACAAUCGUUUCUGGAUGACGAGUCGGAAGAGGAGGAGGACUUCGACACUAUGAAGUUGGACGCGGCGGCUGCUGCCAACAAGAAGAAAUCGGGCGGCUUCCAAGCCAUGGGCCUCAGCCAUGCUAUCCUAAAAGCCAUCUUGAAACGUGGGUAUAAACAGCCAACUCCGAUCCAACGUAAGGCCAUCCCUGUGGUGUUGGAAGGUCGGGACGUGGUGGCCAUGGCACGCACAGGAAGCGGAAAGACAGCCGCUUUCCUGGUGCCAAUCCUGGAGCGAUUGGGAGGCCGUUCGCCGCACACAGGACCCCGUGCCCUCAUACUGUCGCCUACGCGUGAGCUCGCUUUGCAGACGCACAAGUUUGCCAAGGAGCUGGGCAAGUUCACUGACCUCCGGUCAACAGUUAUCCUGGGUGGCGACAGCAUGGAGGACCAGUUUGAGGCCAUUCACGAGAACCCUGACCUGCUCAUCGCUACGCCGGGGCGCUUCUUGCACAUUGUCGUGGAGAUGAACCUGCGUCUCAACUCAGUAAAAUAUGUUGUCUUCGACGAGGCUGACAGGCUGUUUGAGAUGGGUUUCCAAGAGCAACUGACCGAGGUCCUGCACCGAUUGCCUGAAGGUCGUCAAACGCUUCUCUUCUCAGCCACUUUGCCUCGAUUGCUGGUAGACUUUGCCCGGGCGGGCCUGUCCGAACCUGUGCUCAUCCGCCUCGAUGUGGAGGACAAGCUCAGUGAACAGCUAAAGACAGUGUACGUCAUGUGUCGCAACAAUGACAAGACAGCCAUCCUGCUGCACCUGCUGAAGCAUGUCAUCAAACCUGAUGAACUCACCUUCAUCUUUGUCGCCACCCGUCACCACGCUGAAUACCUACGCGACAUUCUGGAGCAGGCAGGUGUGUCCUGCACAUACGUGUACAGCACCCUAGACCAGGCGGCUCGGCGCAUCAAUGUGUCCAAGUUCCGGGCGAAGCAGGUACCCGUAAUGCUGGUUACAGACGUGGCUGCCCGUGGCCUGGACAUUCCACUUUUGGACAAUGUGGUCAACUACAGCUUUCCUCCACGGCCAAAACUGUUCGUGCACCGCGUCGGACGUGUUGCACGAGCGGGGCGCACUGGCACAGCGUAUUCCCUGGUCGCACCAGACGAAGCUCCAUACCUGCUUGACCUGCAUUUGUUCCUGGGACGAGAGUUGUGCUUUUCCAACAGUGGCUCCAGCCCAGAAGAAAGUGGCCUCUGCGGCCGAGUGCCUCAGGCAGUCAUCGACGAGGAGUUGGAGCUGCUUCGGUGUAUGCAGCAACAGUCGACCGAUCUGCAAAACAUGGAGCGCGUCUGUAGUAAUGCCAUGAUCCAGUACCUCAAGUCUCGGCCAGCCCCCUCGAGCGAGUCGGUGAAACGCAUGAAGCAAUGCCUCCGUGAGGACCUGCCACCUCACCCACUCUUCCAAGCCAAGUCAACGGAAGAAGAUACAAGAGCCAAAUUUCUACAAGGCAUGAAAAAAUUCAAGCCAGCCAGUACCAUCUUUGAGAUCGGGAGCACAGGCAAGAGUGCGGCAUUUGCAGUCAUGAAGAACAAGCGGCGUAAGCACGACAACCUCAUUGAACGCCUCUCACUGAGGGCACCUGCAAAGACGGAAGAAGACAUGCCGGCAGCCAAGCAUAGCGACCCCAGCAGUUCUGCUGUCAUGGCAGGAGAGGAAGAAAUAGAGAAAACCUUUGCAACUGUGAUCAGCAAUAAGACCAAGGUGCCCAGCAGGAAAGGUGCCAAGCGCGGUGCAGGCUCUGAGCCGGCAGCUGCCAAGAGCAAAAAGGCCAAGCCAGCCUCGUUCAAGGAUGAGGAGUUCUACAUACCCCACUUUGCUUCAGACUUCCACUCGGAGAAAGGGCUGGAACUGGAGAAGAGCUUUGAGCAGCAGGCGUCCCAGGCAGUGCUCGACUUGACAGGGGACGACGACAAGUACCUCAAGCAGCAGAAGAAGGCCCUCAGAUGGGACCGCAAGAAAAAGCGCUUUGUGCGCGACGACAGUGACCCCAAGAAUAAGAAAAUUCGAACGGAGAGCGGUGCCUGGAUUCCAGCGUCGUAUAAAUCGGACGUCUACAAGCAGUGGAGGAAGAAGGCGCAGAUGGACGCUCGGGACGAAGGAAGCGGUGAUGACGAUGAUGGCGAAGGAGGAGUUGGCAGUGGCCUUGGGAAGCAGAAAAUUUCAGCCUGCGACCGGCUGGGCAAGCGGCACAGCGGCCCCCCGCGCCAGAAGGGCUCGAAGAAGCACUUUCAGCGAGAGCUCAAGACCAAGGAAGAAAUCCUCAAGGAACGGAAACGCAAGGCCCGGCUCAACUACCAUGCCAAGAAGAAGCACAAGGAGCGGGCUGCCAAAAAGCGCAGGGCAUGAGGGAUGGUCGAAUGUACAGAGAAAUAAAUUGUUCACACAGUGUCA
Messenger RNA from Dermacentor andersoni, 2649 nucleotides. Its product is annotated as ATP-dependent RNA helicase DDX54. The record is from RefSeq and is a predicted model, not a curated record. Gene Ontology annotation, molecular function: RNA binding; RNA helicase activity; ATP binding. Gene Ontology annotation, cellular component: cytosol; nucleus. Lineage: Eukaryota; Metazoa; Arthropoda; Arachnida; Ixodida; Ixodidae.